AUGGAUGACAAUGACCCACGAUCUCCAUUUUUGGCUCAGGCACUAGCAGCCCUCCUGGUUUCCGUCUCACCUAUGCUUGAGUCUCUUGGCUUUUGCCCUGUGGGAUAUGAGGAGCCCAAGUUCUUGAGACUAGAAGCAGAAGCUGAUGGCGAACCACCUCCCAUAGCUGACUAUGUAUUCAAGCAUUUCCUAGAACUCGUCCGUGAGAAGGACAUGCCGUUUUUACAGAACCUCCGAGCUGUCAGAUUCCUAGUCGAUCCAAAUACCUGCGUGUACGAAACAUCAGAUUACCAACCCUAUGACCUAUUCAGCAGUCUAAACCUAGUGCGACGUCUGCCAGCCAUGGAAACUGUCCACGUGGAUGCUAUUUCUGACCCAGAUCUCCCAAGCGUUGAGCCCCCACCUCAAUCAGGAAAUUAUACCUGUAUUAAAAUUCAGCACUCCAGCCUUCAUUACCCGUACCUGGUAUAUACAAUUGAAUCAGCCAAACGUCUGGAAAAAUUCACAUAUGGGAUCGGCGGCCGCUUCUCAAAGAACGGUAUGCUGAUAUCGUUCCACCCAGAGUAUGUCUUUCGGGCACUUUUUGCUCACCGAGCCUCCCUGCGCCAGCUGGACCUUGAUGUAGAAGGGCAAACUCGUCAACUAGACCUUGUUGGUCUGAGGUAUCUGAAGUACAUCCCAGAAGAAGAAGAGCAAGGAUCACACCGGGACGAUCCAGUUUACCUGCAUGAGUGGGCUGAUGAGCUUGAGAAGCUUCCUAUGGAGGAGGAACAAAUAUCUUCUAAUGUGCCUGUGGAUGCUUGGUCUCUUCGAAGCUUCUUACAACUGAAAGACCUCAGUCUAGGGGUUCAUAUUCUUUAUCUUUAUGCUCGUGGAUAUGGUGGUGAACAGUGUGGUAACCAGUGGGGUGACCAGAGCGUUAAUGAUUCUUUUUCCCUUGUCGAUCACCUGCCGCCGAAUCUUGAGUCACUUCGCAUAUAUGGCUACAAGAAGGGAAUGAAGCCGCGGCUGAGAGGUGUUCCACAAAACUUGCUUGAAGACCAGCUUGCUAAGCUGAUGGCGGAGAAAGAUCAAAAGCUCCCCCGACUUGUCGUUAUUGAGGGUAUCGAGGAACUGAUCCCGAAUGGUGAGACGUUGGAGGGGCCCAGGAAUGAAGAUAAGCUUUGGAAAGGGGAGGCAGAUGAUGAAUGGACGGACUAUGAAUAUGAAUAA
Messenger RNA from Aspergillus lentulus, 1212 nucleotides. RefSeq lists its product as uncharacterized. NCBI's taxonomy places the organism in Eukaryota, Fungi, Ascomycota, Eurotiomycetes, Eurotiales, Aspergillaceae. The record is from RefSeq and is a predicted model, not a curated record.